UCGUCGUCCUACCCGUUGUCAUUCUCGUGCCACCUGUCAGUUUACUCUUUGCUGAGCGUGCCAUCGUCGUUCUACCUGUCGGCUCACCCGUUCUAUUCUUCGUUCCACCUGCUGGUCUUUGCUGAGCGAACUAUGGAUGCCCUUCCUGAAGCUGUGGCGGCGCUGCUAAAUGCCGAGCAGGAGUUGGAGCAGUGCCACCAAGAAAUGGUGCAACUUCAGGCAUUGGUGGUGCAAUCCAUGCAGCAACGGGAUAGGUUGUACAUCCCAACAUCUGAACUAUGGGACAGGAUGGCACAGGAUGGAGAUUUAACGCUGUUGGAUGCGUGGGAUGAGGAAUUCUCAAUGUUCACGCAUUUUGCGUUGCAAACGAAUUACUUGAAGGAUGCCCUCCGUGGACUGAUGGUGAGGUCUAGGGACCUCCUCCGCGUUGUCCAUGAGUCAUCGCGGAGUGUCAUGAUAGCAGAUGACACCAUCUUACUACCAUCUCCCGGAAAUCUCCACAAUCGCAGAGAGUGGAAUCUUCGGGAAUUUGAGGAAUGGUGGGACGACUACCUGUCGGGCCUGGUAAUUGAAUCGAACGAUCAAAUCUCUCGUUAUUAAUGUUUUUGUAAAUAAAAUUAGUGUAAGUGUGAAUAAAUAAAGGUUAUUUUAAUAAAA
Messenger RNA from Culex quinquefasciatus (southern house mosquito), 657 nucleotides. RefSeq lists its product as uncharacterized. The transcript has 3 exons. The record is from RefSeq and is a predicted model, not a curated record. NCBI's taxonomy places the organism in Eukaryota, Metazoa, Arthropoda, Insecta, Diptera, Culicidae. The coding region runs from base 133 to 600 and encodes 155 amino acids.